AUGAGUACCUAUAAUUCUGUAACGCCAACAGCAUUAGGUGCCUCAAAGCAUAGAGAUACACCAGCCAUGCAACAACAGACCCCUCCAGCCACAGAUGCCCUUCCUCAAAGUUUAACCAGAUUUGUAGAAGUUUGCCAUGAAAGAGCUUCUGAUUUGAAAUUUGAUUCCAAGAAAACCGCUGAAAUGCAAUUACAAUUGAAGACAAUGAUUGAAAAAGCUAACAAUAUUGGGAAAUUGUGGGAAAAUGAUUGGGAUAAACAAGAGUUGCCUAUUUUCAACAAUGUCGCUUCAUUUGAAUUGAAUUGUAAUCUACCAAAACCAAAAAUACAAAACCAACCUUUGAGAUUUAAUAUCAAAGAUCAAAGCCUGAAACACAGAGUAGGUGUUUUAAAACGUCGUCAAUUCAAUGAUAGUGAUGAUGACAGUAAUGAAGAUGACGAUGAAUUAUUCUCAGAUUCAAGAAAAAAGGCAAGAGCUUCAAGAUUCGAAAGAGAAUUAAGUGUUUCCACUCCAUCUGGAUUCUCAGUUAAUGAUGAGGUUUUCGAGGCUGAUAAAAACCAGCCAGUAAGAGGUACUUGUCAAACAUUGGAAAAAUCGUAUCUAAGGUUAACUUCUGCUCCUGAUCCUUCAAAAGUUAGACCUUUACCGGUAUUGCAAAGAGCAUUCACAGCUUUAAUGGACAAAUACAAGAGUGGCGAUGCUAAAUAUGCCUAUCUUUGUGACCAAUUUAAAUCUAUAAGACAAGACUUGAGAGUCCAAUUGAUUGAAAAUGAAUUUAGUGUCAAAGUUUAUGAAACUCAUGGAAGAAUAGCUAUUGAAAAUAAAGAUUUGGGUGAAUUUAAUCAAUGUCAAACUGUUUUGAAGAGUCUUUAUCAAAUGCCCCAUAUAAAUUCAAGUGCAAAUAAAGUUGAUUUCUUAAGUUAUAGAAUCCUUUAUUACCUUUUAACAAGAAAUUAUGAUUCAAUCAGUUUAAUUAAAUUAAAAUUGACUGCAAAAGAUAAGGAAAGCCCAUUAAUUAUUCAAGCUUUGAAAAUCUCAAAAGCUCAUAUCUCAAAUAAUUAUCAUGAAUUAUUCAGAUUAUAUUCAAAAACAGUUGGUACUACGAGAAAUUUAUUGAAUUGUUUUAUUGAUAAUGAAAGAGUUAGAGCUUUAGCUGUCAUUUGCACCGCUUAUAAGAUUUUAAGCCUUGAAUUUUUACUGAAGAACUUUCAUUUUGAAAAUGAAGUUGAUUGUAUGAAUUUCAUUAAAGAGAAACAAAUUGAAAAAUUUAUUGAAUUAAGAGGUGACAAUGCUGUUUAUUUAAACGCUGCUAAUGCGAGAAGUACCAUAUUGGGGUUCUUGAAUCAAAGUAAAAGAGUUGAUAUUAAAGGUCAAGUUUGA
This is a messenger RNA of Hansenula anomala, 1380 nucleotides long. RefSeq names its product Thp3p (gene THP3). Lineage: Eukaryota; Fungi; Ascomycota; Saccharomycetes; Phaffomycetales; Wickerhamomycetaceae. The record is from RefSeq and is a predicted model, not a curated record. Gene Ontology annotation, cellular component: nucleus. The coding region runs from base 1 to 1380 and encodes 459 amino acids. The transcript has a single exon.